AACAGACCUGGACGUAGGGCCCCUCUCUCCCACAUGCAAGGGCAGUGGAGUUUUUGAAGGUGUACCAUGCCAGUAUCGGAUCAACACUGAAGUUACUUAACACUGAAGUGUUUCGAAAGCACAACUAACGACUAAAGAUGUCAUACCAAACCUUUUGAGCUCAACUGCAAUGGAUGACUUAGACCACAGUGUGCUGAUAGCAGAGCAGGACUGGGACUGUUUCUGUACAGAGAGUGAGGAAUGUUCUGUUCAGCAGGCUGAGCUUGCAGCCUUAGAUGAGUCUGGCUUCAGUGACACUGAUGAUGACAAAACCUUUGUCCCCGUGUCAUCUGUUCCCACCCAAACCAGCCCUGACCAACCUUGUGAAGAAGAUCAAAUAGUAGAAUGUCAAUUACAACAUACAUCUGAGAAUUCAGAGUUUACUGAAUAUCCUAGUUCUAAGACAGAGCCACAUAAUACCAGGUUUACUGAACAGAUGUCCGAUGCUGGAGCAAAUGAACCGGGGGCUACAUAUGAAGACGGCAACCUGACUGAGAAGUUAAACUUAGAGAAAUUAAGAGGAAACUGUGAAAAUACAUUAAGCCAAGCCACAAACACACCAGUCUCUGAAAUAAAGCAUGAAAAGAGUAUAGAUGGCAUAGAAAUGCUAACUGAAAUGACAGACUGUUCAACAGUGGCCAAAAAAGAGAAGGAACGUUGGUUUGUGACUGUAAAUGACAGCCCAGUCCGUCUGAGAAUAAAGGAUCCCACCUCAGUCCAAAAAAAAAGAAGAAAAAAAAAAAAACCUUCUAAAAACUUCAGACAGAAUACCGGAGUGAUGGAGAAGUGCUCUUCCUUGAAUAACAAUACAGAACCAGAUGAAACUACUGAGAGACAAAUAACGCAGGAGACAUUUGAACAAGAAAAUAUUUCUUUUUACUCACCCAAUAUUCAAAAUGUGCUUCAUAUCGAAGAUAUUAAAUGUAUUUUGCCCACUGGGUCAUCUGAGGAUCAUCCUAUUAGUCUAAAAAAGGAAAGCAUGACAGAAAUUCCAGAAGCAAAAUUAGAAAAAAAUCCCGCAGACUCUCUAAAUUCACUUUUAACCCCCAAACAGAUGCCACAGACCAUGUUUAAAGAUCUCACUGGCUCUAUGCCACAGUACUGUGAUCAUGAAAGCGCAGUGUGUGAUAAAUAUGACAAAUCCGUAGUAGAAAUUAACUCUGAAUGUCAACAUACAACUGAUCAUUUAAGCCACUUUAAUAUUGACACAGAGGUGGAAAGUCCAGGUGCCUCUAAACCCACUGUUCCUUCAGAUACUAAAGAAGAAAAAACAGAACAGCAAGAGCCCUUGGGAAAGUCUUAUAAUAGAGAAGCAUCCCAAGAGACACAAUCCUCUAGUAACAGUGCCAAGACUUCAGGUCCAACUCCACCCAUAUUUGCCAUUUCCUCCUUUUGGGAUGAAAUGGAAAAACUGACAAUAAAUGAUAUUUUGCAGCUUAGAACAGCCAAUAACAGGACAGAAAACAUAAUUCCAGAAGAAAGCAGCCAUGUGGCCACUGUCAACACUCAUCUUCUAGAGAGGGGUGAGGUGGAAUCUAAAGAUGAUAGUUUAGAAGAUGGCCUUGUAGACGACGCAGCAGAUUCAGACUAUUUCACACAUUUGGAUGACUCUAAACCAGACCGGUCGAGCUGUGAAUUCUCAGCUUACUCUGAUUUCGAUGAAGAGUUUCUACAGCUUCUUCAUGCAAGUGCAAACCCUAGCCCUGAACCCCUUGAAGGCAAAGAGCAAACCCAAAGUUUUCUUGAGUCUGGCAUGGAUUCAGAAGAAACUUGGCGGAGUGAAUCAAAAGAGAUGGUGAAGCUGUGUCCUGAGAGUGAUCCCUCACUAUUUUCAUAUUCAGAGACAGAAGCAGAGAUGCAAGACAUAUUUCUAAUAGCUAAAGAGGGCGAGAACAUGAAUGCCUUUCUACUGGACCAUUGUAGCACAAGGAGAUCAACGCCUUCACCAGUUUUAUCGAUUUCUGAUAUUCUAGACAAUCAGUGUCUGCAGACUUUCUUCGACAUCUUGGGAAGUGACACCGAAGCAGAGCAACACCAGACUUGGAUCCCAGAUAGAAGCACUUCACUUUGUUUUUCACAGAACUUAUCUGUGGCUGAGACUUAUGAUGACUUCUUCUCAGACUUUGAAGUUGGGAAUUUUCUCUUUCCUUCAAUUCAAGUUUCAACAAAGAGUGAGAAAACACUGGUUCCUAUUUAUUCCUCUUCUCAUUCAGUGGUGAAAGACCUAGACUAUCCAGAGGUAGAAGAGGUGAUACCGUCGGAUUGUGAAGACGAGAGUGCCCCAAUCAGAGUUAUGAAGUGUGCAAAGCCCUCUGACACAUCAAACAUUUGCUUUAUCACUAGAACCUGGAGAAACCUUUCUCUGAGACGCACCAAACUUUUAAUGGGAAGUACCUGGUGUAGGAUAGCCACCUCUUGGGGUUUUCCCAAGACAGCUGACACCAUCUACGGUUAUAAAACAAGAACUACAAGUUCUUCUAUAGCUCAGCCAAAGCUUCCAGAGCUUUUUCUAGAGAACCAGGCCCUUGGACAAGUGACAGAACAUCAGAUACGUGUUGGGGCAACGGUUGCAGACACAGAUAGAGAUCGCAUUCUUUUUUCAUUAAAGCAAACAGACAUGUGCCUUGUUUGCAUUGCUUUUGCGUCUUGGGUACUAAAGUCAAGCAACCCACAAUCUACAGACAUGUGGAAAGCAGCUCUUCUGGCAAACGUGAGCGCGAUAUCUGCCAUCCAGUACUUGCGGCGAUAUGUAAAAGAAGGAUGAACCAUAAAAAUCUAGUAUUAGAGCUUUCUGAGGAUUUCUCACAAGGGGCCAGUGUACAGAAAAGGGUUAAUUUUGCACAAAUUCACAACAAACACUUUAGUAAAUACACAUGUUAGAUCUUAUUCCAUAUUUACUAACAGUCAAAUAUUUUCAUGUUUAAUAUAUCCAUGUUACAAAAUAGGUGUUCAAUCAAUAAAUAUCUUAUCAAAGGACAAUUUUGUUAAAGAAAAGCAUACAAAACAAAGAAGGAAACAUUCUGGGGUUUUUUUCUCUGUACAAACACAUGUUUAGUUAGAAGACAUAUAUUGCUUUAGAUAUUAUGUUGAUAUGGACCAGAAAUGAACACUGGUAGGUUUUGCGUCAGUUAUAUUCAGGACUCAAGCUGUUCUAUACAUAUUUAUGUUAUUCACAAGUAAACUAUUUUACAGUGUACAUAUAAAAAACAUUUCCACUGAUAAUCACUCUAGAUGUAUCUAUUAAAUGCAAAAAAAUUAUUUGGCCAAAAAAAAAAAAAAGAGUUAAUAUAGUUUUUCAGUGAAGAAACCGGUUUGAGUUGUUUCAUGAAGAAUAUAAAUUUGCACAUAAAAUAUAGUUGGAAGUUAUCGAGGUAUCAGAAAGUGCCAGAAAAAUAUGACUGCUGCUGAAUGUCAAAUAUUUCCAUAAGACAUAAGCAAAGACUGAUGUCAGUGUGACAAAUGUAUAUAAAACAGCCCCAAAAAAUUAUGCUUACAAAAGACUAAUUAAUAUAUAUUACUAAAAGAAAAUGCACUGAUGGAAAAAAUACUGAAAAUAUCUGUUAAUCUGUUAAUGGAUGAGUAAAAAUGAUACUAGCUGUUUGUAAUAAUCAAGCAUUUAUCAUUGAAAUGAAAGUUUUGAAAAAACUGUAAGGUAAUUGCAACCAGACAAUACUGUGCAUGUGAAGACAAGUAUGCAUAAAGACAUGGAUACUAAAAUUAGAAUAUAUUUCCCAUUUAAAAUAUCCGUAUACUUUGUAAAAUGCUACUGCAAAUGUUUAGUGUUAACUUGAAGAAAAUAAUGACUUUUUGGCAGUUUUGGAAAAAAGUUACCAUCAAAGUUCCAAUAACGGCAUUAACAGAUAACACUCUUCAAUUGUCUGCUUUAACACAUACAAAACAAUGGCACUGCAUUUAAUGUUUUCUAUUGUUAUUUUAACAGUUAAUAGUAGUGCACAACAAUACACUUGUAUUGCAUUAAACCAUCACAAAAUUA
Messenger RNA from Carassius carassius (crucian carp), 4033 nucleotides. It is a transcript of the gene perm1b, whose product is annotated as PPARGC1 and ESRR induced regulator, muscle 1. Gene Ontology annotation, cellular component: nucleus; cytoplasm. The record is from RefSeq and is a predicted model, not a curated record. Lineage: Eukaryota; Metazoa; Chordata; Actinopteri; Cypriniformes; Cyprinidae. The coding region runs from base 170 to 2803 and encodes 877 amino acids. The transcript is spliced from 4 exons. Gene Ontology annotation, biological process: response to muscle activity; regulation of DNA-templated transcription.